AUGCUAGCUUCACCUUCAACUGCUGGGACUUCGGAAACAGUUCAAAUAAUAGAUGAAUCCGGGAACGAUUCUUCGGGAAAAAUGAAUGAGUUGGAUGAUGGCUUUGUAACACUGCAAAAACAAUUUGAGGAAAAAUUGGAACUGCAAGGGAAUAGUGGAGAAAAACCUUCGUCAAGGGUGACUACGGCAGGAAGUAUGGCGGAAAAUAACCUGGAGAAGUUUGCUUUGUUGUACGGCAAAUAUAACACACAAUGCAAUGAAUUAGAAAGAUUAGAGAAAGUAAAUAGUGAACUGGAAGAACAAUUGCAAAAAGUGAAAAGAGAAUAUGAUAGUACUCAGGAUAUGCUUAACGCUUGCCGAAGUGAGUUCUCUACUCAUCGUGAAAGUUUGGAACGUCGGGUAAUGGACGUGGAAUUACAACUGAAGAUGGCCACUGAGCGUGCUAUGGCACGUGAGCAACAUUAUCAACAGCGAAUAAAACAAAAUGAUACGAAAUGGGAUCAGAAAUUUGUGCAGCUAUUGAAAAGGACGGAAGCAGUCGAAAAAGAAAAGAAUGAUGCUGUGUGCCGAUAUGCGGCAAGGGAAGCGCAGCUAAUGCGCUUACAAACGCAGAUAGAAGGACUUGAAGUGCAGAAAAAUAUGCUAUCAGUAGAGAAAAAUGCAUUGCAGAAGAGCACGCACUUUGAAAACUUGCAAAAUAUGAAAUAUUCACUGACAGAAUUGGAACGACAAUUAGCAUUCGAAAAGGAGGCUAAUAAAGAACGUGAGGAACAGCACAAAAUGACCGUCAAACACUUAGAAGCUAGUCAAACGGUACUUACAGAAUUGCGUUCCCGUUUGGAAUCCGUACAAUCUCAGUUGGCACUGGAACAAAUGCAGAAAGAGGAAUGUCAGGAGAAACUGAGAAAGGCAAAAGCAAUGUUGAAGACAUUAGAACAGCAGUGCGCCGAUGAAGUGGAUGCGGCGACAAAGAAAACGAACAAUCAGGAAGAACUGUACAACAAUGUAUGCGACGAGUUGGCUUCGCUUAGAUCACGUAAUUCCACCCUCUCUCAACAACUCGACCACGUUAUACAAACAAACGAUCAGUUGCAGGCAGAAUGUCAACAGCUGAGUCAGAAACUGGAACAAGCUCGUCAGACUCAUCAAGUUGCUUUGGAAAAAUUAGAGUCUCUGGAGGAAAUACGAACACAGUUAAAUAGUAAUUUGCGCCGUGUUAAGUUAGCAGAGAUUGCGGCAAUGGAUGCGGUUGCAGAACGUGAUCAAGCAGAAGCAGAAGCAGCAGAAUGUCGAAAGCAAGCGGAAAGGAUGCUCGAAAUCACUGAACAGUUAGCAGAUAAGAAUUCGUCAUUAACUUCGCAGCAAGAAGUGUUCAGAUUCAAGAAUUUGGAAUUAAACCAACGGGUGAAGACAUUGGAAUCUUCUGUGUCGACAUACGAAAAACAUAUUGUUGAGCUGGAACGAGAACUGGAACUGUUAAAAGUUGAUAAGUCUGCAGAAAUUGGAACGCUACGGCAGCAAAUCGAUACAAAUAUUGCUAAAGAACACAAAUUGAAUGCAGUAAUUAAUGAACUUCGUAAUGAACAGGAAAUACUAAGAAAGAAGAAUUCGAGCUCUCUGAAGGAAUUACGUGCUGAAGUGCAGCAUUUACGUAAACUGCAAUCUCGAAGCUCAAAUUUAUCCUCACCAAAUGCAUCAGUAGAGGAUAAUUUAUCACUUACUUUGCUACCUAGCGGUAGAAUUAUGUUAUUUACGGGUGCAGUGGGUCCAUCCACUUCGUCACGAGCAUCGUCGAUUGCAUCCUCCACUGAUAUAUGUCCACUGGCUACUGGUUAUUCCACUAUCUUAAUCAGUCAAGCUGAUGCUCAUCAAAAAGAAUCUCAAAAGUUUCUAGCACCACCAUCGUCAGAUGAAGCAAGUCACGUGCAACAGCAAAUGAUUGAAAAGAUUGUGAAGCUGCAACGGCAAUUGGCUAGACGACAAGAUAAGAUAGAAUUUCUGGAAGAACACGUUCGACAAUGCACACAGGAACUAUUGAAGAAAACGAAGAUUAUUCAGAAUUACGCACUGAGAGAGGAGGCAUCUUUGUUGUUACCAGUGAGUGACUUGAAUAAGAUGCCACGUGGACCUAAUGGUAGUAGCAGUACUUCGUCCUCUUUAAUAGGAAACUUGUUUGCAAUCAGUGCCAAUAGUGUAAUUGGAAAGGCUGAAUUGAAAUUUGCGACGGAAGUAAACUCACGCCUACAAGCUGUGCUGGAAGAUGCUCUGCAUAAAAAUAUAGCGCUUAAGAAUAACAUCGACACUUUGGGUGAGGAAAUCUCUCGGUUAUCACGCGAAAAUCGACAGCUGGCCCUUUCCAAAGUUUUGUAA
Molecule: messenger RNA, 2370 nt
Organism: Cercopithifilaria johnstoni
Lineage: Eukaryota; Metazoa; Nematoda; Chromadorea; Rhabditida; Onchocercidae
Source: the annotation of a GenBank genome assembly